Molecule: messenger RNA, 311 nt
Organism: Staurois parvus
Lineage: Eukaryota; Metazoa; Chordata; Amphibia; Anura; Ranidae
Source: the annotation of a GenBank genome assembly
UACAGGAGAUGACCAGAGACUGCGGACACAGUACAGGAGAUGACCAGAGACUGCGGACAACAGUACAGGAGAUGACCAGAGACUGCGGACACAGUACAGGAGAUGACCAGAGACUGCGGACACAGUACAGGAGAUGACCAGAGACUGCGGACACAGUACAGGAGAUGACCAGAGACUGCGGACAGUACAGGAGAUGACCAGAGACUGCGGACAGUACAGGAGAUGACCAGAGACUGCGGACAGUACAGGAGAUGACCAGAGACUGCGGACAUUGUACAGGAGAUGAUCAGAGACUGCGGACAUAGUACAGG